Molecule: messenger RNA, 1744 nt
Organism: Scophthalmus maximus (turbot)
Lineage: Eukaryota; Metazoa; Chordata; Actinopteri; Pleuronectiformes; Scophthalmidae
Gene: rad52
Product: RAD52 homolog, DNA repair protein
Exons: 11
Coding region: 146-1513 (455 amino acids)
Biological process (GO): DNA recombinase assembly; double-strand break repair via single-strand annealing; mitotic recombination
Cellular component (GO): nucleus
Source: RefSeq, a predicted model, not a curated record
GUUGUCGGAGCGGGAAGUUCAGACCAGGAAGCGUUCAGCUUAGUUUAGUGUAGUUUUAGCCGAAAUGCCGCAAAUAUUCCUGUUCUGCGGUUGGUUUACUCAAAAAAACAUUUUUUAACUGAGACCACAGCGGAGCUCUGCAGCCAUGUCCUGCCACCCCGAGGAGAGGAGCCCCUCUGCGCCCAGGUGCUUCGGUCAGUUCACCUACACAGCGGAGGAGUACCAGGCGGUGCACAACGCUCUGCGCCAGAGGCUCGGUCCAGAGUACAUCAGCUCCAGAGUGGCUGGAGGAGGACAGAGGGUGUGUUACGUCGAAGGGCAUCGUGUCAUCACUCUGGCUAAUGAGAUGUUUGGAUACAACGGGUGGUCUCACUCGAUCUCUCAGCAGAACGUCGACUUUGUAGACCUCAUCAACGGGAAGUUUUAUGUUGGAGUCAGUGCAUUCAUCAAAGUGCAACUGAAGGAUGGGUCAUUUCACGAGGAUGUAGGCUACGGAGUGAGUGAGGGACUGAAGUCUAAAGCUCUGUCACUGGAAAAGGCGAGAAAGGAAGCUGUCACCGAUGGCAUGAAGAGAGCACUGAAGUACUGGCAAUUUCAUUUUCAUACUUACAUAUGUAGAAAAAAUAUUUGGGGCCAUGAUUUAUUGAAGUUUAUUUGUGUUGUCUCGAUGAGAUGCUUCGGUAACGCCCUGGGAAACUGCAUCCUGGACAAAGAAUACCUCGUGGCCAUAAACAAGAUCCCCAAACAGCCUCCUCCUCCUCUCAACCCAGCCCGGACCAAGCGCUCCGAGGGAGAGCCCUCAGUGGAGAAGGCCCGGCUCUCCAGUCUGGUCAAAGAGGAAAAGCUCGCAUCUGCGAUCGGUCCUGCCAGGACGUCGCUGGAGCCCCAAGUCCUUGACCGGAACCAGAACUGUUCAGAAGUUCACACUCCUCAUACCGGCCCUGCUCCCGACAGGAGUGAGAACGCCAGCUACGGGCCUGCCAUGGAUUCUGCAGACGUUGUCGGGUCUGAAACGCACUCGGACCCAAAACAGCUGAGAAAGCUGCGACAGCAGCAGCUGCAACAGAAGUUCAGGCAAGAGAUGGAGGCCAAGAUGCUGCAGCAAAAACAGGAGCAAGCCAAGUCUGAGGUCGCAGAGGUCACUACUGGACAAGGAUCCAGUGGAGGUCAUGAAGUUGUACCUGGGUUGAGCAGCAGCACUGCGACUGGACCAGGGAGCAAGGAGGAGUAUUUAGCAGAUGAUCCUGGGAUGUGGGAUGUCACUCUGGAGGGCAUCGAGGAGCUGGGUGGGCUCAGGCCCAGCACGCCUGGGAAUCACCAGAUGCAGACACGCAGUAAGACCCCCCAGAGACCCCCGGGCAGACCCCCAGACGGGGGCCCAUCACAUGGCAGAGGACAGGACAGGAAUCCUUACCAACCUCAAUACCAGGACCAGUGCGAGACAAGACCAGACGAAUCCUUCAGUCCGUACAGACAAGGACAGCACAUGAAGAAACGCAGACUGGACACCUGAGAGUUCAUGUCCUCAGCUCAUUCUAGAAUCCAGACACAUGGUUCUAUUUUUGUGUAAAUAUUAUUGUGUUCACAUUAGGUCAAUGAAUGAAUUGCUGCUGUUAUGUGGGUUUGUUUUAAAAGUAAAAAUGUCACAUUAGUCAGUCAGCUAUAAUUUUUGUAAAUAUUUUUGUUAUUAAUUUCAAGAAACCUCACAAACUUCAUCAAUAAAACCGAAGGAUUUUUUUCUUCA